Molecule: messenger RNA, 4548 nt
Organism: Encephalitozoon romaleae SJ-2008
Lineage: Eukaryota; Fungi; Microsporidia; Unikaryonidae
Product: DNA-directed RNA polymerase II largest subunit
Exons: 1
Coding region: 1-4548 (1515 amino acids)
Biological process (GO): transcription by RNA polymerase II
Cellular component (GO): RNA polymerase II, core complex
Molecular function (GO): DNA binding
Source: RefSeq, a predicted model, not a curated record
AUGUUUGAGGAGAAAGUAAAGAAACAGAUCAAGUCGAUACAGUUUGGCCUGUUUUCACCAGAGGAAAUAAGAAAUGGAAGUGCUGCCCUGAUUGUCCAUCCGGAGGUAAUGGAAGGUGGGGUUCCAAAGGUCGGAGGGCUUAUUGAUCUGAGGAUGGGGACGACAGACAGAAUGUAUCUUUGCCAAAGUUGUGGAGGGGACAACUUCUCAUGCCCAGGCCAUUUUGGGCACAUUGAGCUUACAAAGCCUAUAUUCCAUGUUGGGUACAUCUCCAAAAUCAAGAAGGUUUUAGAGUGUGUUUGUUUCUAUUGUUCGAAGAUCAAGGUACCAAAGAGAGGAGUAAGAUCCACGCUUAACAAUGUGUGGAGUAUGAGUAAGGGUAAGUCGGUGUGCGAAGGAGAGGUUGUUGGAGAUGGAAGAAGCGGAUGUGGAAAUAGGCAACCUGUGGUGAAAAAAGAGGGUCUAACUCUUGUCGCUUUUAUGAAGGGAGAAGAAAGUAAUGAGGGUAAGGUCAUGUUGAAUGGGGAAAGGGUUUAUAGUAUAUUUAAGAAGAUAAGCGACGAGGAUUGUGUAUAUAUGGGAUUUGAUCUGAAGUAUAGUAGGCCUGAAUGGAUGAUAUUUACUGUGCUACUUGUCCCGCCACCCUCUGUUCGUCCUUCAAUUGUGAUGGAAGGUUCAUUACGGGGAGAGGACGACCUUACACAUAAACUGGCUGAUAUCAUAAAAUCGAAUGGAUAUCUAAAGAAGUAUGAGCAAGAGGGUGCACCCGGGCAUAUUGUUCGAGACUAUGAGCAGCUGUUACAGUUUCAUGUUGCAACGUUGAUAGACAAUGACAUUGGAGGACAACCACAGGCAUUACAGAAGAGUGGAAGGCCUCUAAAGUCACUAUCUGCCAGGUUAAAAGGGAAAGAAGGAAGAAUCAGGGGGAAUCUUAUGGGUAAGAGAGUUGAUUUUAGCGCAAGAACAGUGAUAACGCCAGAUCCAAACAUAUCACUUGAAGAGGUUGGAGUUCCUCUUGAGGUUGCAAAGGUUCAUACUUUUCCGGAAAAAGUUACUUCGUUUAACAUAGACAAGCUGGAAAAGCUUGUGAGGACAGGGCCUAAUGAACACCCUGGGGCCAACUAUGUUCUCAGGUCUGAUGGGCAGAAGAUAGAUCUGAACUUCAAUAAGAGCGAUAUAAGGUUGGAAGAAGGGUAUAUUGUGGAGAGGCACAUGCAAACUGGAGAUGUGGUUCUAUUCAACAGACAGCCUUCGCUUCAUAAGAUGUCGAUGAUGGCACACUAUGCCAGAGUAAUGGAUGAUAAAACCUUUAGGCUGAACCUCAGCGUUACAUCGCCCUACAAUGCCGAUUUUGAUGGGGAUGAAAUGAAUCUCCAUAUGCCUCAAAGCUAUACAUCCAAGGCUGAGCUAGAAGAGCUAGCACUUGUAUCCAAGCAGAUUAUUUCUCCUCAGUCUAACAAACCUGUUAUGGGUAUCGUACAAGACACACUUACAGGCUUAAGGCUGUUUACCUUGAGAGAUACCUUUUUGAACGAGAGAGAAGUUAUGCUAUUAUUGUAUGCUGUGAAUAUAGAAUUUUGCGAUACGCCUCCAGGAGGUACCAGUUAUAUGGAACUCAGAAGAACAAAAGACUAUGACAUCAUGAAGGUACUGAAAAGGCCUGCAAUAGCAAAGCCUAUGAAGCUUUGGACAGGAAAGCAGAUAUUGAGCUUUGUUCUUCCAAAUAUGAAUUACGUUGGGUUUUCUUCUGAACAUAACGAUAAUGACAAUGAAAACAUUAGUGAUACUAAGGUUAUCAUACAAGAUGGGUAUAUUCAUUCUGGGGUGAUUGACAAGAAAGCUGCAGGGGCAACACAAGGCGGGCUUGUUCAUAUAAUCUUCAAUGAUUUUGGGCCUAAAAGGGCAGCACAGUUUUUUAAUGGUGUACAGAGGAUGAUAAACGUCUUUAUGACUGGGAUUCAUACAUUUUCAAUAGGAAUUGGAGAUACAAUUGCAGAUGCCAAAACAGUAAAGAUGGUUAAGGAGGCGAUUCGAAAAGCAAAGGAGGAGGUCUCUGUUAUAAUUGAAAAUGCACGUCAAAAUCGUCUUGAAAGGCUUCCUGGAAUGACCAUGAAGGAAAGCUUCGAGAGUCAUUUAAAUCUGGUACUAAACAGAGCAAGAGACGUAAGCGGAACAAGUGCGCAGAGGAGUCUAAGUGAAAAUAACAAUAUGAAGACGAUGGUUCUUGCAGGAUCCAAAGGGUCUUUUAUUAACAUCUCACAGGUUACUGCUUGUGUGGGACAGCAGAAUGUUGAGGGGAAGCGGAUUCCCUUUGGAUUUUCUCACAGAACACUCCCUCAUUUUGUAAAGGAUGAUUAUACCGGUAGGAGUAGGGGGUUUGUCGAGAAUAGUUACUUAACUGGAUUGGAUCCUGAAGAGUUUUUCUUUCAUGCAAUGGGUGGAAGAGAAGGAUUGAUAGAUACAGCAAUAAAGACAGCAGAGACUGGUUACAUCCAAAGAAGGCUAGUGAAAGCACUUGAGGACGCCAUUGUAAGACAAGAUGAAAGUGUUAGAAGCGGGAAUGGCCUAAUGUAUCAAAUAAAAUAUGGGGAGGACGGGUUUGAUGCCACUUUCCUAGAAUCCCAAAAGGUUGAUGUAAAGAACUUCACAAAAAGAUAUUAUAUUGAUAUGUUCGGAAGUGGAGAACUAGCAAUUAAACAAGAUCAAGUUUCUGAGGAAGUCUAUGGAAUGCUUUCUUCAGAUGUUGAUUUACAGAAGCUUUUAGAUCAAGAAUACGAAUGGUUGGUUAGCGAGAUAUUUGAAGGGCCUUCCUUACUUUCUACAGGAGAAAUAGAUAUAGACCACGAUUACCAAGUCAGGGACAUUUAUAAGAAUGCAGUAAUGAGUCCUUGCAAUUUUACUCGUCUUUUGGUCACAGCAAAAAGGGCUUUUCAUCUUUCUACUGGAGAUGUGUCUCCUUAUUAUAUACUCGAAACCCAGAAGAGUCUCAUGACAUCCAACAAGAUCUUGAAUGUACUCAUAAGAACUAAUUUGAAUGUAAAGAGAGUUCUUCUAGAGCAUAAGCUGAAUACUGAGGCAUUCAACUGGGUUGUGGAAAUGAUAAAUGCAAAGAUUUUGCAAGCUAGAAUAACACCGAAUGAAAUGGUGGGAACAUUGGCGGCACAGUCGGUUGGAGAGCCUGCAACCCAAAUGACUCUGAACACAUUCCAUCUGGCCGGUGUUUCUUCCACAGUAACUAUGGGAGUUCCUAGGCUUAAGGAAAUUUUUAAUGUAACAAAGAACUUGAAGACGCCAUCCAUGAAAAUAUAUCUUGACAAGGAUCAUUGUAAAACAAUUGAAUCUGCAAAAGUGAUCCAGAAUGAAAUAGAAUGCUUAUGUGUGAAAGACCUAUGUCUUUCCUCGGAAAUAUAUUAUGAUCCUGAAAUAACAAGCACCGAGAUCGCUGAAGAUAAGGACUUUGUAGAGACAUAUUUUGAGUUUCCUGAUGAUGAUGUUGACUUUUCAUGCCUGUCUCCAUUCCUAAUGAGGCUUAUUGUUGAUAGAGCUAAACUUGUCGGAAGAGGAGCCAAUUUAGAAUAUGUUGCAGAAUCCAUCAGGAAAGAGCUAGGAAGUGGUGCCCAUGUGAUUUGUAGUGAUGAAAAUGCAGUUCAUAUGGUGAUAAGAAUCCGAGUUGGCAAGUCUGAGGAUGAGUCCCUAAACUUCUAUAUGACUAUAUUGAAUUCCUUACUAAAGCUUCAGCUUAGAGGAUAUAAGAGUGUUAAAAAAGUUUAUAUAAGUGAAGAUAAGGAUAAAAAAGAAUGGUAUUUGCAAACCGAUGGAACCUGUCUCCCACAAGUCCUAGGGAAUCCUGCAGUGAAUAGCAGGCUCACGAUUUCCAAUGACCUUAUUGAGAUUGCCGAGACUUUGGGAAUAGAAGCAGCACGGGAAUCUAUUUUAAGAGAAUUGGCAAUGGUAAUAGAUGGAAAUGGGUCAUAUGUAAAUUACAGGCACAUGAGUCUACUGGCCGAUGUAAUGACUAUGAGAGGGUAUUUAUGCGGAAUAACCAGGCAUGGAGUCAAUAAAGCUGGAGCUGGGGCGCUGAAAAGAAGCUCUUUCGAAGAAACCGUGGAGAUACUCUUGGAUGCUGCAUUAGUAUCUGAGAAAAACUUAUGCCGAGGAAUAACAGAGAAUAUUAUGAUGGGACAGUUAGCGCCUAUGGGGACUGGAAAUGUUGAAAUUAUGUUAGAUGUGAAGAAGUUAGACAAGGCCAUUCCAUUAUCAAAUCCUGUAUUUAAGCCCAAUGAGCCUGUUACUCCUGUGAUUAGCACACCUUCGUCUGAUUCCUUCUCAAUUAGUAGUGGUAAUUGGAGUCCUACACAUCUUGAAAUGGCAUACUCUAGGGAUGUAGAUGGAAGAUUAUCGCCCACUAGUCCGUCUUAUUCUCCAACGAGCCCAUCAUACUCGCCUACUAGUCCGUCAUAUUCAAUAUCAACCUCCGGAUUCUCAAACAAGAGUAAGAGUAAGGAGCAGGACGGCGAUAAAAAGAGAAGAAACGAUAACAACUUCUAA